CUGGACGCAUUUCAGCACCUGGGAGCUGUCCGCCGUGCACGAGCCUGCCGACAACUGACGGUGAGGAUGGCGAAGGUGAAGCAGGUGGGCUUGCUGGCAGCAGGCUGUCAGCCGUGGAAUAAAGACGUGUGUGCAGCCAGUGGAGACCGUUUCGCCUACUGUGCUACUUUGGCUAUAUACAUCUACCAGUUGGACCAGCAGUACAAUGAAUUUAAACUGAGGUCCAUCAUGUCAGAACACAAGAAGACGAUAACAGCAAUCAGCUGGUGUCCUGACAACCCCGACCUGUUUGCUUCAGCCUCUGCUGAUAACCUCCUCAUCGUGUGGAACGUAGCAGAAAAAAAGGCGGUGGCACGACUGGACAACACUAAAGGCGUCCCCGUGUCAGUCAGCUGGUGCUGGAACUCGGCUGAUGGAGUGGCGUUCGUCUCCCAGCGCGGUCCCCUUUAUAUCUGGGUCUAUCGAGGUCCUGAUCCUGGGGUCACAGUGCAUAAAGAAGCCCACUCCUUCCUGUCUGACAUCUGCCUCUUCAGAUGGCACCCCACCAAGAAGGGAAAACUGGUGUUCGGACACACAGAUGGAAGUCUGUCUGUGUUUCAGCCAGGGAGUAAAAGCCAAAAGCACGUACUGCGUCCGGAGUCUUUAGAGGGGACGGAUGAAGAGGACCCCGUCAGUGCCCUGGAGUGGGACCCUUUGUCAACAGACUAUUUACUAGUGUCUAACCUCCAUAACGGCAUCCGGCUGGUGGACAGCGAGGCCUUGGCUUGUAUCACGUCGUUCUGCUUCCCCUCAGCUGCCGCGUCCGUUCAGUGUCUGGCCUGGGUCCCGUCUGCGCCCGGCAUGUUCAUCACCGGAGACUCGCAGGUCGGAGUGCUGAGAGUGUGGAACGUGUCUCGCUCGACCCCGCUGGACAGCUUUAAGCUGAAAAAGACGGGAUUUCACGCUUUGCAUGUCCUCAACUCCCCUCUGGCCAAGAAAGCUCAGAGUUCCUGUUCUCCCAGUAAAAGUCAGUAUACCAGUUCCACCAGUGAGGCAGUGCCUCCUCCGACCCUGUCACAGAACCGCUCCUUCUCUCUGCCUCCCGGCCACGCUGUCUGCUGCUUCAUGGAUGGAGGGGUGGGCCUCUACGACAUGGGAGCCAAGAAGUGGGACUUCCUGCGAGACUUGGGUCACGUGGAAACCAUCUUUGACUGUAAGUUUAAGCCCGAUGAUCCCAACCUGCUCGCCACGGCGAGCUUCGAUGGAACCAUCAAGAUCUGGGACACAAACACUCUAACAGCUGUUUACACCUCCCCCGGGAAUGAAGGCGUGGUCUACUCCCUGUCCUGGGCUCCAGGAGACCUGAACUGCAUCGCAGGAGCGACGUCUCGUAACGGAGCGUUCAUCUGGGAUGUCAGGAAAGGAAAAAUCAUCACUCGCUUCAAUGAGCACGGGAAGAACGGGAUUUUCUGUAUAUCCUGGAGCCACAAAGAUUCAAAGAGGAUUGCCACCUGCAGCGGAGACGGAUUCUGCAUCGUCCGGACCAUCGACGGGAAAAUCCUCCACAAGUACAAACACCCUGCUGCUGUGUUUGGUUGUGACUGGAGCCAGAACAACAAAGAUAUGAUAGCAACAGGCUGUGAGGAUAAAAACGUCCGCGUGUACUACCUGGCCACCAGCUCGGACCAGCCUCUGAAGGUGUUCACGGGGCACUUGGCUAAAGUGUUCCAUGUUCGCUGGUCCCCACUGAGAGAAGGAAUCCUGUGUUCUGGAUCAGACGAUGGGACUGUUCGCAUCUGGGACUACACACAGGACGCGUGUAUCAAUGUGCUGAGUGGCCACACAGCUCCAGUCAGAGGCCUGAUGUGGAACACAGAGGUGCCUUACCUCCUCAUUUCAGGUUCUUGGGAUUAUACGAUCAGAGUGUGGGACACGAGAGAUGGCACGUGUUUAGAUACCGUCUACGACCACGGAGCUGAUGUCUACGGUCUAACGUGUCAUCAGAGCCGUCCGUUCACCAUGGCCAGCUGCAGCAGAGACAGCACGGUGAGGCUGUGGUCCCUCACUCCCCUCAUCUCCCCUCUGCUGCUGAACAUCCUCACGGAUCAGCCCUGGGAGAAGAUCAUCGGAAACACAGACACAGCGAUGGUUCCCGGCUCGCCGCCGCUGCUCUGUGGAAAAGUGUCCCGAGACAUCAAGCAGGAGCUGGACAAGCUGAGCUUCGACAUCAGAGCCAAGAAGCUUCGCUGGUUCUCUGAAUGCUUUUCGCCUCCAGGAGGCAGCAGCAACCUGUGGGACCUGGUGUCUGUGAUCAACGGCCAGGACGACUCACUGCUACCGUCCAGCUACAGCAAAGGAGUGAUGCACAUGAAGCACCUGCUCAAGUUUAAAACCUCUGAAGCUCAGGAGCUGACGAUAGUGAAGAUGUCUAAAUUUGGAGGCGGAAUCGGAGCUCCCAGCAAAGAGGAGCGGCUGAAAGAAGCUGCAGAUAUCCAUCUGAGGCUGGGACAGAUCCAACGAUACUGCGAGCUGAUGGUGGAGCUGGGACAGUGGGAGAAAGCAUUAUCCGUGGCACCAGGAGUCUCCAUGAAGUACUGGAAGAAGCUCAUGCAGAGGAGAGCUGACCAGCUGAUGGCCGAGGAUAACGACGAUGCCAUCCCGUACUGCAUCGCCACAGGAGACGUUAAAAAACUCGUGACUUUCUUUACCGGCAGAGGACAGCUGCUGGAGGCCUUACUGAUAGCACAGGGAGCGUGUGAAGGGAACAUUCGAGCACCUCAAAGUUCUCCAGUCAACCACACGAUGAAUGACGUGGACAACAGACAGCAGUACCAGAGCCUCCUACAUAAAGUUUGUAAGGAACUUGCUGAGUGGUACUUCCAGGAUGGAUGCUCUGUCCUGGCAGCAUGCUGCCACCUGGCUGUGGACAACACUGAGUUAGCCGUGUCCAGUCUGAUCCGAGGUAAUGAGCUGGAGCUGGCUGCAUGUGUGGGCAUCGUCCUCGGAGAGGCGGCCAAUCAGAGCACGGCUUACUGCCUUGAGCUACUGGCCAGGAAGUACAUGACCAAUCCGACAUGGGAGCUGUCAGCUGACCUGCUGCAAAUGAUUCCCGACAGCCACAUUUUACUGGCUAAACUGUGCUCAUUCUACCCAGGAAGUGCUGCUGAAAUCAACCAGUUACAUGAAAGGUGCGGCCUGCCUCUGCUGGAGGAGUGCAAAGCGCUGGCAGAAGCAGCCAUGAAUGAAGGAGAUUUGUUUUCAGCAGUUAAAUUCCACCUGCUGAGCCCUGAACCUGAAAACGCCCUUCAGAUCGGGAUAAACCACGUUAAAGAACAGCUGGCUGGAUCUGAUUGGACGAUGGAUAAUGUUCAGCCAAUCCUGGACCUGAUGAGUUACAUCAGAACUGAUCGCCUCAUCACGACAAAGACGACAGAAGCCCGCAGUGAGCUGUUGAUCCUGUGUGGUUAUGUUGGAGCUCUGCUGGCCAUUAGAAGGCAGUACUCCAGCAUCGUACCUGCACUCUACGAAUACACCAGUCAGCUGUUGAAGCGGAGGGAGGUGUGUGUUCCUCUGAAAAUUGAGCAGCUGUCUGUGGAGCUGGAUGCCUGGCGGGCCUGCACGCACACUAACAGCAUCCCCCCAUCAGAGUGUCAAAGAGAUGAGUUCAGCUGCCUCGAGAGGAGAAUACAGCCAACUCAAAAUGGUGGGUUGCUCCUUUGUGGUGCCGACUACGUGACGGGCUCCAACCUGCCGAGUCACUCAGACCUUCAGCUGUCCUGUUUCACCGGGCAGAGAAUACAGGGUCCAGUGUUUUUACUGGAGGACAAUAAAUCAGCCAUCUCACUCAACGAUGCUUUAAUGUGGGCGAAAGUCAACCCCUUCUCCCCCCUGGGAACAGGACUGCGCAUCAACCCCUUUUAACACACACGAAGAAGAGAACGCUCAUGGAGGGAUGAAAGAGACAGAAACCAGCGGGAAAUCAGGCUCAAAGGAACUCUUUUUGCCAACUGUAUAUUCAGACAAGCUCAUAGCUUUUGUAGAUUUUGAUAUUGGUUAGCUGUUACGUGAUGAGAAUUUAGCCAACAUCAUACUUCAUGUGUGAGGGGGGACUAAUACUGAAUGUGGCAGACAGGAUAGGAUUCCCUCUUGAUUUCCCACAGUGUGAUCAUGUACAUACAGGGUAUAAAUCUGAGUUCUUCUACUGUACAAAAAGAAAGCACUGGAAUAAAGAAACCAUCGAGUAUUUAUGGGAGACUUGACCUUCUUCCUUUGUGCUCAUGUUAAUUAUAAACUUCUUCUUUCGGCUUUUCCCUUUAGGGGGCGCCGCAGUGGAUCAUCUGCCUCCAUCUCAGCCUAUCCCAGCAUCCUCCUCUGUCAGACCAACCCUCUGCAUGCCGUCCUUACUACAUCCAUAAAUCUUCUCUGAGUACCUCAGUUCCCCUCUCAGCACCCUAUCAUCUGCUUUCUCUGGAUCCACAAAGUCAAGCUCCUUCUGACCUUCUCUACACUUAUUACACUUCAGAGGUUUUAAAAAGCCAGUACAGAACAGUCAGUCCAGGGAUCAGUAACAUUUACUAUCUAAAGAGCCAUUUUUAGUAUGGAGUCACAAAACAUGUUUGAGUCUUAUAAUGAAAGGUUGACUACUCUGUAGUGGGCUAUUUAUGAUUAUUUGGUAACAGAGUUUGACGCUCUGAAGGCUGCUGAGAAUCCUCCCCAUAUUUAUGCAAAUGAAUCAAACAUUAACAUUAGCCUGCUCUGAUAAUAAAUACAGGAAGCUCAUAACUUCAAAAAUAGUAAAAGUAAAAAAUAGGCCUGUUUAACACAGAUUCCAGCUGCAGAUCGAGGAGAGGCGACUCACUCUCUUGGUGAGUGCACAGUUUGGAAAGAAGCUGAUAUUUUCACCACUGUGAAAGGCUCUGAUUGGUCGAGGAUUCAUAAGAAAUAUCAACAGUGAACACAGGCUAAGGCUGACUGACACUGUCUCCCAGCCCACAGUUAAAGACACAUAACAGAUUGUGCUGUACGAAUCAAGUUUCUGAUGCCAUCGUCCCUUUUCUGGGCUGUACUGGACUGACAGUAAUCAGUAUCAGAAAUGUUCCUCCAACCACACAAGAUGUUUCCUGCAGUCCGGGGGGCCUGCGGCAACUCUGCUUUGCUUAGCGCCGUCAGAAUAAUUUCAGUGAUUUGUUCAGUGUUGCUGUUAUUUUCCUAGAAUCAUGUUAAACUGGGAGAUAGUUGGAAGGGUGAUAUUUAACAUGAAGAAUUUCACUCUCAAAAACUGAGGCGCCGCCUUCUUGGAUGGUCCGUUAGUCCAAUGAAGCGCACAGCAGCCACAUUAUUGGUCAGAUCACUGCAUUAAAAAUGUUCCAAAAGGCUCCAACAGCACAAACACGGUCCAGAGGUCCAGUUAGCUGAGGUGAAGCCUAGCAGAGAGCUAGCAGCUGCAGCCGCCUGUGUCACCAUCCACCUGUCAGUCAAAGAGGCCACGCCCCUAAUGAACUUGAAGCAUGCCAUUUGCAAUGCCAACAAAAACAAA
Archocentrus centrarchus (flier cichlid) is the source of this 5515-nucleotide messenger RNA. It is a transcript of the gene wdr17, whose product is annotated as WD repeat domain 17. NCBI's taxonomy places the organism in Eukaryota, Metazoa, Chordata, Actinopteri, Cichliformes, Cichlidae. The transcript is spliced from 33 exons. Bases 67 to 3900 code for a protein of 1277 amino acids. Gene Ontology annotation, molecular function: protein binding. The record is from RefSeq and is a predicted model, not a curated record.